Messenger RNA from Cicer arietinum (chickpea), 587 nucleotides. Its product is annotated as small ribosomal subunit protein uS11c-like. Gene Ontology annotation, cellular component: ribosome. The record is from RefSeq and is a predicted model, not a curated record. Lineage: Eukaryota; Viridiplantae; Streptophyta; Magnoliopsida; Fabales; Fabaceae. Gene Ontology annotation, biological process: translation. Gene Ontology annotation, molecular function: structural constituent of ribosome.
AUUUCUAUAAUUCUAUAUCUAUAUUAAUCGAAUUAUAGAAUACAAUUAAUAUAGAAAAUCUAGUUAGAAAAUAGUAAAGAAUCCGUUUUUGACAGGAAAUGGAUAUAUCCAUAUAUUUCAGACUUUAAUUUUAUUAAAUAAUAAAAAAUGGCAAAAUCUAUAUCAAAAAUCGGUUCACGUAAAAAUGCACGUAUUGGUUCGCGUAAGCAGACUCGUAAAAUACCAAAGGGAGUUAUUUAUGUUCAAGCUAGUUUCAACAAUACCAUUGUGACUGUUACCGAUGUACGGGGUCGGGUGAUUUCUUGGUCCUCUGCCGGUUCGUGUGGAUUUAAGGGUACACGAAGGGGGACCCCGUUUGCCGCUCAAACUGCAGCAGCAAAUGCGAUUCGAACAGUAGUCGAUCAAGGCAUGCAACGAGCAGAAGUCAUAAUAAAAGGUCCCGGUCUCGGAAGAGAUGCGGCAUUAAGAGCUAUUCGUAGAAGUGGUAUACUAUUAAGGUUUAUACGGGAUGUAACCCCUAUGCCACAUAAUGGAUGCAGGGCUCCUAAAAAAAGACGUGUGUAAAACUGAAAAUAAACAUUAAAGAA